Pelobates fuscus (common spadefoot toad) is the source of this 1017-nucleotide messenger RNA. Its product is annotated as nicotinamide N-methyltransferase-like. Lineage: Eukaryota; Metazoa; Chordata; Amphibia; Anura; Pelobatidae. Gene Ontology annotation, cellular component: cytosol. The transcript is spliced from 4 exons. The coding region runs from base 231 to 1016 and encodes 261 amino acids. Gene Ontology annotation, molecular function: N-methyltransferase activity. The record is from RefSeq and is a predicted model, not a curated record.
UUAUAAGCUAAGUGUUAUUCAAUAUUUUAUUAUAAGUCUCUUGCCUAAAGCCUGUUGUGUGGGGCCAGCUCACUGGCUGAAAACCUCAGCUGGUUGCUCCCAGCCAAUGAGUUACGACCUAUAUUACUGGGCUCAUUAUUAUCAGUGAAGAGAGCUUGUGGCUAGAGAGGAGGCUGCGACUGGUGCAGAGCGGACCCCAGUAAAUUGAUACCUGAAAAUAAAGUCUCGAGAUGGAGGGAAUGAAACAUAAAGAUUAUCACGAUGAAGAGUUUGAUCAUCAUUUGAUUCUAGAAACAUAUGUUGGUCGUGAUAAGACGGAUUCCAAAGAAGAACUUUUAGACACAACAAUGCAAAAAGUAUUUCAGUGUUUGCGUUCAGGUAUUGUGAAAGGAGAGACUCUGAUAGACCUCACAAUUGGUGCAACCUUUUGUCAGUUGAUGGUUAUGUCCGAUUUCUUUAAGGAAAUCACCAUUUUAGACUCAUCAGAUCGAACGCUUAAGGAAAUGGAAAAAUGGCUGAAUAAGGAGCCAGGAGCUGUAGACUGGUCUCAUGCUGCUGAAAUUUCAUGUGAACUUAAGGGUGUGAGUGAACUAGUGGAAGCUGAGGAAGAGAAAGUCAGAAGAAUUGUGAAACGUUGUUUGAAAUGGGAUCCCACCAAUGACAAUCCACUGGGUUCCAUCGCCCUGCCUCAAGCAGACUGUGCCAUCAGCAUCUAUUACUUUGACGUCGCCUGUAAAGAUCAUGAGAGUUAUCGCAACAGCUUUAGAAAAUUCUCAUCCCUUGUGAAGGUGGGAGGUCACCUCAUUCUGUUUGCCUUUUUCAAUGCGACCUAUUAUACAAUUGGUGAUCACAAGUUUUCAUUCCUAAACUAUAAUGAAGAUUUUGUGAAGCAAGUUCUCCAAGACAAUGGGUAUACCACUGUGAUUUUUGAAGUAUUUGAAAGUAAAUUAAACACUCACUUAAUGGAUCAUGAUCAUAUUGGGUACAUUGUAGCUCGUAAGGAAAGAGAGAAUUAAC